UAUUAUUCAACAUUAUAAUAUUAGAGAAUUGUGUGAUUACUUCUGUAUCAUUUAAGAUAUUACUGUAUUUAUUAAAAUUAUUCGAUUUUAUUAAUUUAUUUCUAAGUGUUUAUAAAAAUGCAAAAUAUUCGUACACCCAUGAGUCAGUGCUUUAAGCUAUACAGGCAUUUUUCUAAAAGUACUAUAUCCAGAACAGCAGUAACGGCACAAGUUACACCAAAUGAACCUUUAACAGUACCUCCACCAAGUAAUGUAGAAAAAACAUUUCCACCGAAAAUAGAAAAUAUUGUAAAUGCCAUUUCCCAAUUAAACUUAUUAGAAGUAUCAGAAUUGAGUGAAGCAUUAAAGAAACGAUUAAAUCUCCCGGAUGCACCGAUUUUACCCGCUGGAGGUUUUGCUGUUGGAGGAGCUGUAGCUGCGCCAGUUGAAGAAGAAGAAGUGGCUCCCAAAGUUGUGAAAACAGCUUUCACCGUCAAGCUUACUAAAUUCGAUGAAAAACAAAAAGUAGCACUAAUUAAGGAAAUUAAAAAUUUAUUAGAAGGUAUGAAUUUAGUCCAAGCCAAGAAGUUUGUUGAAAGUGCACCAACAGUUGUUAAAGCUGAUAUUGCAAAAGAUGAAGCUGAAAAAUUAAAAGAAGCUUUAACUAAAGUUGGAGCGGUUGUUGAAAUUGAAUAAUGUAAUUAUUUUCGUUUUAUAUAUAUUAAAUAAUUUUAUGUUA
Chrysoperla carnea is the source of this 718-nucleotide messenger RNA. RefSeq names its product 39S ribosomal protein L12, mitochondrial (gene mRpL12). The transcript is spliced from 3 exons. Bases 118 to 675 code for a protein of 185 amino acids. Gene Ontology annotation, cellular component: ribosome; mitochondrial large ribosomal subunit. The record is from RefSeq and is a predicted model, not a curated record. Lineage: Eukaryota; Metazoa; Arthropoda; Insecta; Neuroptera; Chrysopidae. Gene Ontology annotation, biological process: mitochondrial transcription; translation. Gene Ontology annotation, molecular function: structural constituent of ribosome.